Molecule: messenger RNA, 3270 nt
Organism: Sphaeroforma arctica JP610
Lineage: Eukaryota; Ichthyosporea; Ichthyophonida
Product: glycylpeptide N-tetradecanoyltransferase 1
Exons: 11
Coding region: 282-1559 (425 amino acids)
Biological process (GO): N-terminal peptidyl-glycine N-myristoylation
Cellular component (GO): cytoplasm
Molecular function (GO): glycylpeptide N-tetradecanoyltransferase activity
Source: RefSeq, a predicted model, not a curated record
CCGAUUUUCUACAAUAUACAAGCACUACAUAACUCCGGUAUUAUACGCAGUACACAGCGUUCAACAGGUACUUACCAUAGUUAAGGUGUGCUGGACAAUGAAGGACAUCACGUCGAAGGUGACCGAGAUGCCUGAAGAGCAAGAGGUGGAUACUGUUGUGCAGGCUAAUAAGAAGAAAAAGAAAAAAAGAAGAAAAGACUGACCAGUCAGAUGCCUCUGCAAAUGGCGAGCCGUCGGGCGGAGUAACUUUGCCACCAGGUGUUCUACCCCCAGGUGUAGACAUGGACACUAUUCUCAGGAUUCAGCAGAUACAAAAGAGCUACGAGGCGAUGACCAUGGCGCGUCCCCCAACCGCACCCAGCACCGCCGAGGAAGCCCAGGUGCGUGACUUCAAGUUCUGGAAAACACAACCAGUUCCUCAGCUUGGUAAACGGGUUGUGGAGAGCGCCGAGAAGCGCGAGACAGGACCCAUUGAGCCCAAUAAGGAAGACGGGGAGAUCAGACAGGAACCGCUUAACUUGCCAGAUGGGUACGAGUGGUACGCUACUGACAUCGACCAACCCGAAGAGCUGGAUGCCGUUUAUGACCUAUUGAAUGAGAAUUACGUCGAGGAUGGCGAAGCAAUGUUCCGAUUCGAGUACUCGAAGAAGUUCUUGCGCUGGGCGCUCAAACCUCCCGGGUGGCUGAGGAGCUGGCAUCUAUGCGUCCGGGCACAGGAGAGCAAAAAGGUUGUAGGAUUCAUCAGCGCUACACCAGCCCAUAUCCAAGUCCAUGACAAAGAGAACAAAAUGGUCGAAAUUAAUUUCCUGUGUGUCCAUAAGAAGCUCAGAGCAAAACGACUGGCACCAGUGCUAAUCAAAGAAAUCACUCGCCGAGUUCACCUGACCGGCAUCUUCCAGGCUGCGUUCACCGCCGGUGUCUUUCUCCCUACUCCUGUGGGCUCGUGCAGGUAUUGGCAUCGAUCGUUGAAUCCGAAGAAAUUGGUUGAUGUGCGAUUCUCUCACUUGCCGGCAAGCAUGACAAUGCAGCGCAUGAUCAAACACUACAAACUUCCCACGGCAACAGUCACCCCCGGCCUGCGCCCAAUGGAGGCGAGGGAUGUACCAGCGGUAACCGAAAUGCUCAACACGUACCUUAACAAGUUCGUGCUACACCCAAUCUUCACGGAAGAUGAGAUUGCACACUGGCUGAUCCCCAAGGAUGAAGUGGUCGACGCAUACGUAGUAGAAGACCCCGAGACAAAAGAACUGACGGAUCUUACCUCGUUCUAUACUCUGAGCUCAACGGUGAUAGGCCACCCGCGUCAUUCGACGCUCAAGGCUGCUUACUCGUUCUACCAUGUGCCUAACAAGACACCCCUGUUGCAGCUGAUGAACGAUGCUCUCACACUCGCGCAGGGCAAGAAGUUCGACGUGUUCAAUGCUUUGGAUCUCCAGGAGAACGGAAAGGUGCUCAAGGAACUGAAGUUCGGUAUCGGAGACGGUACUCUGCAGUACUACCUGUACAACUAUGCUUGUCCCACGAUCCAAAGCAAAGAAGUUGGGCUAGUAAUGUUGUGAUCUUCGACGUUUCUUGGGGUUGCUUGCGGUCACUGUGACAAAUCUGGCCGAGGAGACAUGUCUCCGUCAACACAAAUGCUUUGGUUUGAUUAUUCAAGUAUCUGUCGGUAUUGAAGCACGGCUGUGGUAGAUUAGCAUGUCCUGGAACGAUAAAGUUUUAAAUUCGCAAGGCGAUCAUACAUAGUGAUAACAACGCAGCGUAACUGACAACGCUAACUAUUGUGGAUGAGAACUACAAUAUGAAUUGGAAACGUGUUAAAUAUAUGAAUUAUAUAGCGGCGCUGUGGUCCACUUGGUGCAAAUAUUAUAUCGCCUAUAUAUAUAUAGUGUGUGUGUACUUAACAUACACAUUUUCAUUUUUCAUGCUCAUAUUUACGUAUUUUUGCUUGUAUACAUUGACACUCGAUCAAAUUAAAUGAGGUUGGCUCUUCUGUGCACACAACUUCAUACAUAUAUCUUAAAUUGUAAAGAUCUGUAAUGGAGAUUCAUUCGUAGAUCAACUGUGUUUAUUUUAAUUGUGUCUAUGUUAUAUGUAAUGUUUAAAGCAAUGUACGUGGAUUGAAAAAGACCGAAGACAUGUCAUCACGACUUACUAUUGGCUAGCUGACAAUGGUUCAUCAGGGACAUCGACGACUCUAUCUGCACCAACCAUUUGAUUGUAAGCUUUCUGAGCUAUUACCGUGGUAGGUGCAUUGGUGUUUCCAGAUACCACUGUGGGCAUUACGGAGGCAUCGAUAACCAUUAGUCCUUCCAUGCCGUGUACUUUAAGGCCAUUGGAGUGAUCCACUACUGCCAUGGGGUCUGAUGAUGGACCCAUUUUACCAAGUAGAUACUGGGUGGUAGAUGGAUUCGAUAUUCUCGCGCAGAAACUCCUUGAUGUCGCUGUCGGUAAGGUUGUUAACAUCCUUGUCGCCAUAUCCACAGGUCGCCAGGUUAUCUUCUGCUAGGGCCUUGGAUUGAAUCGACUCGAUGCUUUUUCGUACUGCAGCAACCAUGGGAUCAAAGUCGGCGGGCACAUCGUAAUAUUGGGGUCAAUGAGUGGCCCCUCCAUUGGGUUAACCGAAUUCAGAGCGACCGUGCCGCGAGACUCGGGCCUCAUAUAGCACGAUUUGGCUGUAAGACCACCACCGUAUCUUAAAGUGGCACCAUGAUCUUUGUAGUAAAAGGGUGCGACAUGCAUUUGGAUAUCGUUAGCGGGAAUGCCAGGCUUGCUUUUGAAGAAUGAGCCGACAAAUUCAUUAUCUCCCACGAAUGCCCCUUCUUUCUUAAAAAUAGCUAGGAAAAGGUGCUUAAUCUGACUUUGUAAGUUGGUGAGCCCGAUUUGCAGCGGCAUGCCUAUUCUCGAAGUUUUUGCAUUCACGGCGAUGUCGGCAUGAUCCUGAAGAUUCUGGCCCACUCCAGGCAAUUCAUGUACUACAUCAAUUCCGUGCCUAUUAAGCUGCUCCUUGGGGCCAAUUCCUGAAAGCAUACGUAACUGUGGACUGUUAAACGCGCCACCGCACAGGACAACAUCAUUCGUUGCUUCGAAUGUUACCGAGUUGGCAGCAUCUGCGCUGCCGGAUACCACUGCAUGUACUCCAGUCGCACGUUUGCCGUCUGUGAGUACCUUUGUGGUAUGAGCGUCGACAAUAACAUCCAGAUUUGGACGAGCUCGGACCUCUGGGGUCAGAAAGGCAACCAUUGCUGGUUUUCCAUCCUAAUUCAUUGCCUG